UUCACACUUCGUGAAGUGAGCACCAGCGUUCUUUUGUUUUUAAUUUUAUUUUUUAAAAACAAAAUGGCCGACGUAGUGAACAGUUUGAAGCUGCUGUUCGAUCGGCCCAAUGAGCCGCUCAUCACGCCGAAGGGGGACAAAAAUGCUGUGUUCCAGCUUACGGAGCAGGUUCUGCCCGAAGAAUACUCCUCCAACGGCAUCGAGCUAAACAACCGUUUCGGCGAGGACGCCUCCGAGAAGAUCCCCGUGAAGCAGCUCAGCUCCGUGCCGCAGUUCAACAAAGCGAAACAGCUGCCCGUGGACGCGGACUUCUCACUCUUUAUCCCGUCUCACCAGGAGUACGCUACGGAAGUCAUUGACGUGUUGAUGAGUGUCCCUGAGAACCAACUACAGGAUUUCCUGUCUACAUGCAUCUUCGCGCGCGCCAAUCUGAACCCUCAGUUGUUCAACUAUGGCUACUCUGUAGCACUUAUGCACAGGCGUGACACUAGGAAUGUCCCCAUCCAGAACUUUGCAGAAACCUUCCCUUCCAAGUUCUUGGACUCCAAAGUGUUCUCCCAAGCCCGAGAAGUAGCCAGAGUCACUCCAGGAACACAAGCUGCUCGUAAUCCCAUUAUCAUCCCGCGGGACUACACUGCCACUGACUUGGAAGAGGAACACCGUCUGGCAUACUUCCGUGAAGAUAUCGGUGUGAACCUUCAUCACUGGCAUUGGCACUUGGUGUACCCGUUCACUGCCAGCGACAGAGCCAUCGUCGCUAAGGACCGCCGUGGCGAGCUGUUCUUCUACAUGCACCAGCAAAUUAUCGCGCGUUACAAUGGAGAACGGUUAAACAACGCGCUCAAGCGAGUAAAGAAGUUCAACAACUGGCGUGAGCCAAUCCCUGAGGCGUACUACCCUAAGCUGGACAGCCUGACAUCGGCGCGCGGUUGGCCCCCACGGCAAUCCGGCAUGCGCUGGCAGAGCCUGAACCGCCCGUCUGACGGCAUCAACCUCAACCUGGAGACGAUGGAGAGACAGAGGAGAGCUGUUGAAGAGGCUAUUGCUUCUGGACGCGCUCAACUUGCCAACGGCGGCACCAUGCCUCUGGACAUCGACACACUUGGAAACAUGGUGGAGGCGAGCAUCCUGUCUCCCAACCCUCAGCUGUACGGCUCCGUGCACAACAACGGCCAUCUCUUCUCCGCCUACGUGCAUGACCCUGACCACCGCUACCUGGAAUCAUUCAGCACUAUCGCAGACGAGGCGACGACGAUGCGCGACCCCUUCUUCUACCGCUGGCACGCAUGGAUCGACGACCUGUUCCAAUCCCACAAGGAAUCUGCGUUCGUCCCGCGCUAUACUCGUUCUGAGCUUGAGAACCCCGGCGUAAGAGUGAUGGCAGCCACGAUCCAGAGCCAAGGCGGGCAGCCCAACACCCUGAACACGUUCUGGAUGCAAAGUGACGUGGAUCUCUCACGCGGCCUCGACUUCUCCAACCGUGCGCCUGUGUUCGCGCGCUUCACUCAUCUCAACCAUCGCCCCUUCCAAUAUGUCAUCAAUGUGAACAACACUGGCUCUGCUCGCCGCACUACAGUGCGCAUCUUCCUGUCGCCCAAGUUUGACGAACGCAACCUGCCCUGGAACCUCAACGACCAGCGCAAGAUGUUUGUCGAGAUGGACCGCUUCGUUGUGCCUUUGAACGCCGGGCAGAACACCAUCACCCGCCAAUCCACGCAGUCCUCCGUGACCAUUCCCUUCGAACAGACGUUCCGCGACCUCAGCGUGCAGGCCGACGAUCCGCGCCGCACCGACCUGGCGACGUUCAACUACUGCGGGUGUGGCUGGCCGCAGCAUAUGCUGGUGCCGAAAGGGACUGAAGGCGGAGCGCAGUAUCUGCUGUUUGUUAUGUGCUCCAACUACGAUCUGGACCGGGUGGACCAACCCGACGGCACCGAGCUGUCCUGCGACCAGGCCUCCAGCUUCUGCGGCCUGAAGGACCGCCUGUUCCCCGACAAGCGCGCCAUGGGCUUCCCCUUCGACCGCCCCUCCGCGUCCGCAUCCAGCAUCACAGACUUCAUACUCGACAACAUGGCGCUCACUGACGUCACCAUCCGUCUGCAGAACGUCACCGAGAUCAACCCGAGGAACCCGAGGAAUUAACGUGUUAAGGACCGACCACACGCGCGAAUGCAUUCACAGCCAGCUAUGGACGGGGAGGGAGACUUUUGAAUUUGGAAAACAUGAUACUUUUGGAAUGCGAGCGCUAGAAAUGGGUGAAGUGGUAUUUGACCACUAGUUUUCAAUGAAAUUAGCGAAAAAAUAUUUGAAAUCGAGCUGUCGAAGUUAUAAAGUGGCCCCCUGUCCAUAGUCGCUUUUGACUACAUUUUCCAUGCUAUUCGGCUUCGCUUGUAGCGCGUGAAUGUAUAGCAAUACUGCUCCAUUAACAUCUUGUGAGCAACUGGGUCCAAACUAAAAAAAUUGGCAAGUAAAAUGGCUACCGAUAUAUCUACUAUUCGUAAUUUAGAGCAUAAAACAAAAACAAGAGGCUGAUAGACUAGUAUUGUUGUUGUAACUAGUUUUAAGUGUUAUAUGUAUGUAAUAGUAAGUAAACCCGUUUGUAGUAUAAGUAUAAUUUAUAAUAAAGCAAAGCAAAAUCA
Messenger RNA from Leguminivora glycinivorella, 2639 nucleotides. It is a transcript of the gene PPO2, whose product is annotated as phenoloxidase 1-like. The transcript has 12 exons. Gene Ontology annotation, molecular function: oxidoreductase activity. The record is from RefSeq and is a predicted model, not a curated record. Lineage: Eukaryota; Metazoa; Arthropoda; Insecta; Lepidoptera; Tortricidae. Bases 64 to 2142 code for a protein of 692 amino acids.